CCUCUGCUUCAUCCUGGUAUUUUUGUCUCUCUUUAUAUGGCUGCCGUUUUUCUCUGUGUUGUAUAUAGAGCUAAAUAUAAGGGGUUUUGACUUUGCACCAACAUUGUAUUAAUUAUUGAACUUGAACAAUGUUUAAAAAAGCGAAGAGGGUAAACUUCAGGCGUAGAAAUGAAUCCGACGAGGAGGAAAAAGAAGAGGAAAAACAGUCGUUGCCGCAGCUUCAGUUGCUGCAAGAACAACCACAGCCAUGCGGGGCCGACGAUGAGCCUUCAGUCCGAUGUGCUGUAAUCAACAACCCUGAGAUUAUCGCACACUUUAAUGUCAGCAAGGAUAUGAACUAUGGAAAUGGAUUUCAGACUAACACAACGAGGAUGAACUUGAAGGAAAAGAAGAAAAGUAAAGAAAACAAAGAUGUGCCAAAAGCGAGUUUGCUUAGCUUUCACGACGAAGAAGAUGAUAUUGAGGUUUUCAAGGUGAAGAAAUCAAACUACAAUAAAAAGAUAGUGAAGCAACUAAAGAAAGAAUACAAGGAAGACCUGGAAAAAGCAGGCGGCUCAAAGCAGGAUCCAAGUACUGCAGGUGAUGAACUUACCACGGUAAUGAUGUCAGUUAAGGAAGAGCCAUUGACAGAAGAGAGUGUUGCAAACAGUGACAAAGGAGAAGAAGAGAUGGAAGUUGAUAGCAACAAUGAAUCAGAUGUGGAUCAGAAGUCAAAUCCUGCAGGGGCUUUCUCAAAUGCUUUGUCCUCUCUAAACACGCUACGUCCAGGUGAAAUACCAGAUGCUGCAUUUAUCCAUGCUGCCAGAAAAAGAAGACAACUAGCUCGUGAGCUUGGGGACAAUGUUCCUCCUGAGACCGAACCUGGUGGCAACCGGCUUGUACGGGAAGAUGAAAACGAUGCCAGUGAUGAUGAAGACGACGAUCAGAAACGAAGAAUAAUCUUCUCUGUGAAAGAGAAGACACAGAGACAGAAAAUAGCAGAAGAAAUAGGAAUAGAAGGGAGUGAUGAUGAAGCCCUUGAUGCAGGGGAUCAGGAUGAAGAACUGAAUCGAUGGGAACAGGAGCAGAUCAGGAAAGGAAUCAGCAUUCCACAGGUUCAAGCCAGUCAGCAGGCAGACGUGAAUAUGUACUAUCAAAGUACCUAUGAAGCUGCAUCCUAUGUGUCAUCCUAUGGCCUUCCUUACUCCUACAGUUCCUAUGGAUCAGAUGUCUCCAAGCCAGUGAAAUCUGAAAAUUCAGUAACAUAUACAGCUCCCAGUAAUGGCAUGAUGCCUAUAAAUACUGAUUUGGUAAAGAAACGACUUAAAGACAGGUUAGAUUCCAUGAAAGGAAUACACAGUAGCAAUCAGAAACGCUAUGAACAAAUUCAACAAGAGCUAGAGUCAUCCACCAGCAUGAUAGCGAGACUGGAAGGUUCCUCCGAUGGUGGUGCUGAUCAGUAUAAAUUCUUGCAAGAAAUGCGAGGGUAUGUCCGAGACUUGCUUGAGUGUUUCGGUGAAAAGGUACCCCUGAUUCAUGAUCUUGAAUCUGCAAUGCAGCAGUUACUUAGACAGAGAGCAUCCCGGCUUGUCCAAAGACGACAGGAUGAUAUUAAAGAUGAAUCAUCGGAAUUUGCAAGCCAUUCAAGCAAGGCUUUAAUGGCACCAAAUCUUGAUUCGUUUGGUCGUGACCGUGGUGUUUAUCAGGAACAUGCAAAACAACGAAGAAUUGCAGAAAGAGAAGCUAGAAGGACUCGACGCAGACAGGCAAGAGAACAAAAUGGCAAGAGAGCAGAGCAUCACGAGGGCCUAUCCAGUGAUGACGAGGAAACGUCUACAAAUAUCACAAGCUUCAACUUGGAAAAAGAUCGAAUUUUGAAAGAAUCAAAAAAAGUUUUUGAGGAUGUGUUGGAGGAUUUUUGUUCCAUUGACAGCAUUAAAUCCCGGUUUGAAGUGUGGAGGAAGAUGUAUUUAAAAUGUUACCAGGAUGCUUACAUUGGUCUGUGCCUCCCCAAACUAUUCAACCCUCUAGUACGAUUGCAGCUCAUCCCUUGGAAUCCUUUAAUGGCAGAAUGCCCUGACUUUGAGUACAUGCUGUGGUUUGAGUCCUUGCUUUUCUAUGGCUGUGAAGAGGAAAAAGAGACACAAAAAGGCGAUGUAGACAUUCUUCUUCUACCAGCUAUAGUUGAAAGGGUACUUGUACCCAAACUUGCAGUAUUAGCAGACCAGGUAUGGGAUCCUUUAUCUUCCAGUCAGACUACACAGCUGGUGUCCUUUAUGCAGAGACUGAUCAGAGGAUACCCCUCCGUUAUGAACGGGGAAAACAGAAACACACAGGAGCUGUUGAAAGCAAUAGUAAUGCGGACGAGAAGGACAUUGGAUAAUGAUGUUUUCAUGCCGCUCUAUCCCAAAAAUGUCUUGGAAAAUAAGAAUUCUGGACCAUAUUUAUUUUUCCAAAGGCAAUUUUGGUCCUCUAUUAAGCUUCUUGGAAACAUUCUUCAGUGGCAUGGAAUACUGUCAAAUACAUGUCUACGAGAGCUGGCAGUGGACAGUCUGUUGAAUCGUUAUAUUCUUUCAGCGCUGCAAAACUCAGAUCCUGGGGAAGAUAGCAUAACAAAAAGCCAAAGUGUCAUCGAUUGUUUUCCAAAACGGUGGUUUACAAAUAUCAAAGGACAACAAACCAUCCCCCAGUUAGAAAACUUUUGCCGGUAUCUUAAGCAUUUGGCCAGUACGAUCUACAGGGUCAGCAUUGGGGUUUCAGAUGUGGAAAAACGAAACGCAAGGGAACACAUAAAACAGGUGGUUAGACUUCUGGGAAGUGUUUGUGCUCUGGAUCAUGUGGUGGCUGUUGCAAGUGAACACGGCAUAAAGGAUGUGAAGGCUUUACUUGAAGGCAAAUAACUCGGAAUGGACCCUAAAGCCUUAUAUCUAUACCGUGUAUAAAUAUGUGUAUAUAUGUAUAAUGGAUUCUUUCAAGCCCUGUUUAUUGUUACAUCUAGGAAUCAUUUGGUGCACUGUUGUGUAUAACAAACCGGUUUUUUGUAAACUACUGAAUUCCAGUUUUCUAAAUUCUUUAGGCAUGCAGUAAUAUUCAUCCUAUCUGUGGAAUUACAUUUAUAUCAACAAGCAAAGAAAUAUAAACCAAGUUAUAAAUUCACAGCUUUUGGGGGGAACAAAAUAAAGCUUCUAUUUUAAUUUGCUGGUGGUGUAAAAGUUUUAUCAGCCUGUUUUAAUAAAUGUUCCUGUUUGGAAAGAU
Acipenser ruthenus (sterlet) is the source of this 3234-nucleotide messenger RNA. Its product is annotated as PAX3- and PAX7-binding protein 1-like. The transcript is spliced from 18 exons. Gene Ontology annotation, molecular function: DNA binding. Lineage: Eukaryota; Metazoa; Chordata; Actinopteri; Acipenseriformes; Acipenseridae. Gene Ontology annotation, cellular component: nucleus. Gene Ontology annotation, biological process: positive regulation of transcription by RNA polymerase II; mRNA splicing, via spliceosome. The coding region runs from base 129 to 2879 and encodes 916 amino acids. The record is from RefSeq and is a predicted model, not a curated record.